Ostreobium quekettii is the source of this 3369-nucleotide messenger RNA. The record is from the annotation of a GenBank genome assembly. Lineage: Eukaryota; Viridiplantae; Chlorophyta; Ulvophyceae; Bryopsidales; Ostreobiaceae.
AUGCGCAGCUCGAUCGCCGCCCUCUGCGCGGCGCUCUUGUUCGGAUUCUGCCUGUCGAUCGACGAGGUGGAUGAUGAAGCAGGCAUCGGCGAUGACGCGGCGCUGCGGUGCGGCAUGGCUCAGAGAUGGGGCAGACGAAAGCAGAUGGAGGAUCGGGCCGUGUGCCAUUGCCCUUUGCUUCAUCUGAGACUACAUGGAAUCAAGCAGGCUGUAUGCUUCCUAGGAGUCUACGAUGGGCAUGAGGGGAGCCGAGCAAGUCAAAGACUGGCAGAUGAUCUGGCUGAGGACGUCACUAAAAGAUUGAAAGACCCACAGAGGUUGUGGUCCCUACAGGCCAUCAAGGAUGCUCUUGAGGCCAGCUUGCGCCAUGUGAGCGACUCUAUCUUGGCCCAGGCCGUGCAAGGGGGUUGGGAAGAUGGGAGCACCGCUGUUGUGGCCCUUCUGGUGGGAAGCAAGUUGAUCGUUGGGAAUGUUGGCAACUCACGGGCGUUGCUGUGCAAACGUCUGGCUGGGAACGCCUCAGAGUGCGAAGCUGUGGCUGUGCCACUUACAGUGGACCACAGUCCAGGUCGGCAGGACGAGAGAGCUAGGAUUGAGGGUGCUGGAGGGGAAGUGCAUUAUGACCGAGGGUCAUGGCGAAUCGACGGUGACCUGGAACUGUCACGGUCCAUCGGAGAUGCACCAUAUAGGGAUAGGGGUCUGACACACAUCCCCGAAUUCAGCGAGUGGAUCACCGCAAAAGAAGAUGAUGGCAUUCUGUUGAUUGCAUCCGAUGGCGUCUUUGAGGCGAUGGAUGAGAAUCUGGUCUGCAGGUAUGCUGAAGAUUCACGAAGAGGCCAACUAGGCCGCCUCAAAUCCACACCACCGAUCAUCCCAAUACCACUUGGAGGCGAUUUGUCACCACUCCCACCACAUGGCAAGGCUGCACGGGGCCAUGACGAAGCGUCCGAGUGUGUCAUGGAGCAUGAGACGGGCCUGGAGGCCUGUUGCGAUUGCCAGUUGAUAUGUGCUGGCAAUGAGCACAGCAGCGAUGACCCUGGGGGGUGUAGCUCAUCGGAAGGUCCAGGGCCAAACACCCUGGAGCAGAUGAUCGCUCAUCGCAUUGUGUCAGAAGCAUAUAACCGUGGCUCAAUGGACAACAUAGCGGCCGUCACAGUGGAUCUCUCGAUUCUGAGCCGUCAGGUCCCCGCACUUCCCCACAGCCAGCUAUCCCACUAUCACACAUCCAAAGAUAUCGUGCUGCAAGGGAUGCCAAGUUCACGCCCUCAGGGUGUGCCACCCUCGGAGCUGGCUCUUGUUUCUCAGGACGGCCUCCACAAGUACCAGCUGACAAAGAAGAUAGCUGUGACACCGUGUUCGCUGUCAAACCAAUUGCAUGUCCAAUGGGAUGCGGCCGCGAUGCCUGAGCCCCACCAUCAAGACGGACCGAGCAGGGUGGAAGAUGGGAGUUCAAGUGCAGCCCUGUCCGCCCUGAAACAGCUCUCAACUGAUGUGUCAUUGAAACAAGCUGAUGCUAUGCAGUACAGCGCUGGGUCGAAUCUUGAUUUACCACGAACGAGCAGCCAUUUUCUCGACACCUCCACGGAAUUGUCGAAAUUAAUGGAGUUCAAAAAGGAGUUGAGGGAUGAUUCUUCAGAUUUGUGCAGUCCAUCGGAGUUGGUGGGCACAGCACUAGAGUUGGCGAAGGCUCUUGGGGAAUUGCCACUAGUCCCGUCCAUAGAGACUAGCCCGGACGUUGACAUUUGUCGCAAUGAAGAAGAUGAAAUUCAUAUGGAUGAUGUCAAAGUCCAUCCCAUUGGGCUGCAGUAUGCGCCCAUUAUGGUCAAAUUCGCCAGAGAAGCUUGGGGUGCCAUCCAAACAGGCUCUUUAGCAUUGCUUUCUGGUGCAUCUUGGCAAGUAUUGAGAUUGAGGGAACGGUUGGGGGUUUUUGAUAAAAAUUGGCAUUCUGCAUAUUGGGAGGGAGUGCCAAGAGGCUUGACGGUUGACUACAAAGUAAACAAAAAGUUCGCAGCUGGGAGUUUUGGAGAGGUUUGGCGAGCAGUGAGGACCAGUCCAGAAGAUGCCACCACUUCCGAGGAAGGUUUUGUUAUAAAAAAGAUUGUGGUGGAGAAAGGGAGUCACGCUCUACGAAGCGGCUUUCGGGAAAAGCAUUUUGGGGAGUUGUUCCUGCGAGAGUCACAACGGCAUGUACUGGGCGGUGACCAGCUGGCGAGGGGGUGUGAGCAUCUGGCAAGGUUUGUCGAAGCCCUGCAGCCAGGACCCUCUACCAACCUGUGGCUCGUGUUUCGUGACGAAGGUGUGUCCCUUCACUCUAUGAUGUACACCACAAUGGAGUUUCCGGGCAAGCAGGAAGAAUCGGAAGGUUUCGGGCUGAACAUAGUGAGACCGAGCACGUGGUGGAGGAGCAUGAGGCAAACGCCCCAUGGUGAGGAAAUCAUCAAAGAUGUGUUGCGCCAAUUGUUGGAGGCACUGAAGGUUGUCCAUGGCGCAAACGUCACACACAGGGAUGUGAAGCCUGAAAACAUACUUCUGCGGCCGGUGCCUGAUCCCGAAGGUGGGCCAAAGUACCACCUGCGACUGAUCGACUUCGGAUCUGCUGUGGAUGCAUACACGUUGGAGCACUUGUAUGGGCCGGAAGGUCCAAGCGAUAGUGAACAGACUGCAGAGUAUGUUCCACCAGAGGGGCGUUUCGGCAGGCUGCAAUUCCGCAAAGAAACAUUGCAUCGUGCGCAAUCUUACGACAUGUGGAGUGUUGGCGUGACAUGGCUAGAACUCAUUCUCGGGACGCCCCAUGUGUUUCACCUGUCUGCACGAACACAAGCACUUCUGGAGCAGACGAUCGACAUGAAAGCUCGUUCCGAGGCGGAGAAGCAGCACGCAUACCUCCUGCGUGGCCUCAUGGAGCUGUGCAUUUACCCACCCUGGAAUCGCCGACCUUGCUGGCACAGUACAACUGGAGAAAAUCCAGGUUCUGUGGCGACGAAUGCAUGCGAGGAAGGAGCGAUGGACUGUCAGGCAGAACAAGACUCCCGAGGUGACAAUUCUAAGAAUGAAGAAUUGCACCAGCCAAGGGAUGGCCAUUCAAGGGAUGAGUUCGCUCAUGAUGAAGGGCGUGCCUUCUGGGGGACCUUGCGAGGUGGUGACGGUGCCACAGCCCAGAAGCCGCGUUGCGAGGGUGAAACGCCCAUUGUUUCUUGGAGUUGCAGCGAAGAUGCGUUGCUGGAGAUCAUUAAAUCGAGAGACCCAACAGGUGUAGGCUUGCCGAACAAGGAGGCGCUAAAUUUGCUCAUGUCAAUGCUUGACUGGCGUCCAAAUCAACGGCCGACGGCCGCUGAAGCUCUCGACAGCCCCUAUCUCUCCAAGGCAUGA